AUGUCUCCACUAUUUUUCUCUUCUCAUUCCCACUCUAAUGGUUUUCAGCUUGGAUGUGGUCAUGGACUUCCUGGGAUUUUUGCUUGCCUUAAGGGUGCCGCUGUCAUUCAUUUCCAGGAUUUUGAUGCUGAGGUCCUGGAAUGUCUGACUAUUCCCAAUGUGAAUGCUAAUUGUCUAAAGAAGUCUCAAAAUUUGGCUACAGAUGUGGCAGAUCAAGCAGAACUCCGUUUUUUUGCUGGUGACUGGAGUGAAUUACCAGUGGAAAGGACACAAAUUAUUGCCCAGGGCGGAUCAAUCUCUGCUCUCCCUAGCCUCUAUAAACUUAUAAAGAAGUGCAUGAGUCGCCCUCAUGGAGUCAUAUACAUGGCAGCAAAGAAAAAUUAUUUUGGAGUAGGAGGGGGAUCUAGGCGGUUCCUAUCUGUGGUAGAGAAAGAUGGUGUUAUGGCUGCUAGCCCAAUUACUGAAGUUGCAGAUGGCUCCUCUAACGUUCGAGAGGUUUUGAAACUUUCAUAUAAGUAG
Ilex paraguariensis (yerba mate) is the source of this 519-nucleotide messenger RNA. Lineage: Eukaryota; Viridiplantae; Streptophyta; Magnoliopsida; Aquifoliales; Aquifoliaceae. The record is from the annotation of a GenBank genome assembly.